Penicillium canescens is the source of this 2175-nucleotide messenger RNA. RefSeq names its product putative AP-2 adaptor complex subunit beta. The record is from RefSeq and is a predicted model, not a curated record. NCBI's taxonomy places the organism in Eukaryota, Fungi, Ascomycota, Eurotiomycetes, Eurotiales, Aspergillaceae. The transcript has 7 exons. Gene Ontology annotation, biological process: intracellular protein transport; vesicle-mediated transport. Gene Ontology annotation, cellular component: membrane coat. Gene Ontology annotation, molecular function: clathrin binding. The coding region runs from base 1 to 2175 and encodes 724 amino acids.
AUGAGUUCUGGGGGAGACGCGAAGUUGUUCGCCAGGGGGAAGGUCGCGGAGCUGCGGCUGGAGCUCAAUAGUGGCGGCAAGAAGGACAAAAACUACUCCGCCAAAAAGAUCGCCCUCAAGAAGAUUGUCGCCAACAUGACUAUGAGCAACAACGAUAUGGUGGCCUUGUUCCCGGACGUUAUCGGCUGUAUGAAUCUGCCCAGCUUGGAGAUCAAGAAGAUGUGCUUCUUGUUCCUGGUCAACUAUUCGAGAAUGAAGCCGGAGGUCGCAUUGAAGGCACUGCCGAUUUUGGUUGAUGAUAUGGCCGAUAACAACCCACUUGUGCGCGCGCUUGCAUUACGGACCAUUUCAUAUGUACAUGUUCGCGAGUUCGUUGAAGCAACCUUCCAGCCCCUCAAACGCCUAAUGCAAGACAACGACCCUUAUGUCCGCAAGACGGCCGCUUUCUGUGUCGCCAAGCUUUAUGAACACGAUAAGAAGAUGGUGGAGAAUUCAGAUCUGAUCGAUCGACUCAAUCGCAUGUUGAAGGAUGAGAAUCCGACUGUUGUAUCCAGCGUUUUGGCUUCGCUGGUGGACAUCUGGGGCCGGAGCGAGUCGAUCUCUCUCACUAUCGACUAUGUCAGCGCCUCAAAACUGGUAUCCAUUUUGGCAGACUGCUCCGAAUGGGGUCAAACUUACAUUCUUGAAGCAUUAAUGGCAUACGUGCCCCAAGAUGCCGCGGAGGCGCUUCUGUUAGCAGAGCGAAUUGCUCCACGUCUCUCUCACCAAAAUUCUGCCGUCGUUCUCACCUCAUGCCGAGUCAUUCUUUACCUCAUGAACUACAUCUCUGGUGAAAAGCAUAUCACCUCCUUAUGCAAAAAACUAUCCCCACCUCUCGUUACAUUGCUUUCAAAGCCGCCAGAGGUUCAAUAUCUGGCCCUGCGAAAUGCUAUCUUAAUUCUUCAGAAGAGACCCGAAGUAUUGCGGAAUGAUAUUCGCGUGUUCUUCUGUAACUACAACGACCCAAUUUACGUCAAAGUGACCAAGUUGGAAUUGAUGUUCAUGCUCACCACGAAAGACAACAUUGGCGUGGUCUUAGCAGAGCUCCGCGAAUAUGCCACUGAAAUUGACGUACACUUUGUUCGCAAGGCUGUUCGGGCCAUUGGCAAAUUAGCGAUUAAGAUCGAGUCUUCUGCGAAACAGUGUAUCGACACACUAUUGGAGCUGGUCGACGCCAAGAUCCCAUACAUUGUCCAGGAGGCUACUGUGGUUAUUCGCAACAUCUUCCGCAAAUACCCCAACCAGUACGAGAGCAUAAUCAGCCACGUUCUCCGUAACAUCGACGACCUCGACGAACCCGAGGCGAAGGCAGCCGUCAUCUGGAUUAUUGGCCAGUAUGCGGACCGCAUUGAUAAUUCCGAUGGUCUGCUUCAGGAUUAUCUGGCCACCUUCCACGACGAAACGGUCGAAGUGCAGCUGGCCCUGCUUACGGCUACCGUCAAACUAUUUAUCCAACGGCCUACCAAGGGCCAGCAGCUUGUCCCGCAGGUACUAAAAUGGUGCACUGAGGAAACAGAUGACCCAGAUCUCCGUGACCGUGGUUACAUGUACUGGCGGCUACUAUCCACAGACCCAGCAACCGCCAAGCAGGUCGUCAUGGGCCAAAAGCCCCCGAUCACAGCUGAGAGCGAGAAGUUGGAUCCCCGCACUCUGGAGGAACUCUGUCUGAACGUCGGCACUCUCGCCACCGUCUACCUCAAGCCCAUCCACCAAGUCUUCCGCUCGGCCCGCCCUCGCCGCCUCCUACCCAGCCCAGCCUUGCAGCGUUCCCGCCCAGAGGACGGCACAGGCAAUAUGCUGGACUACAACCCUCCCACCGCAAACAUGGCCUCCGCAUCAACCAGUAACAGCGGCCUUGCCACAAUCACCACGACCGGUGACCCCGUCACCCCAGUCAACGCUCCUCCCCUCCUAACCUCCCUCUUCCCGUCGCCAACCCUGUGGGAGCCGCAGGUCCCAGCGGCCGAUGCAGCAGACGCCUACUUCAGUGGUAUUGGGUCUCAGCAAAUGGCUUCACUGGAUCUCGGUGGUGGUGGUGCGCCUCAAUCGCAGUAUGUCGUGACUCAGAACCAGCAGCAGGUUUAUCAGCCACAUUUGGCUGGUGGCGCUGCUACGGGUGAGCUCUUAUUGUUAUAA